Dama dama (fallow deer) is the source of this 1424-nucleotide messenger RNA. It is a transcript of the gene FOXE1, whose product is annotated as forkhead box E1. Gene Ontology annotation, biological process: anatomical structure morphogenesis; cell differentiation; regulation of transcription by RNA polymerase II. Gene Ontology annotation, molecular function: RNA polymerase II cis-regulatory region sequence-specific DNA binding; DNA-binding transcription factor activity, RNA polymerase II-specific. Bases 1 to 1122 code for a protein of 373 amino acids. NCBI's taxonomy places the organism in Eukaryota, Metazoa, Chordata, Mammalia, Artiodactyla, Cervidae. The transcript has a single exon. The record is from RefSeq and is a predicted model, not a curated record.
AUGACGGCCGAGAGCGGGCCGCCGCCGCCGCCGCCGCCGCCGGAGGCGCUGGCGGCCGUGAAGGAGGAGCGCGGUGAGGCGGGGGCCGGCGCGGUGCCUGCGGAGGCCGCGGGUCGCGGCGCCGGUGGGCGGCGGCGGAAGCGCCCCCUGCAGCGGGGCAAGCCGCCCUACAGCUACAUCGCGCUCAUCGCCAUGGCCAUAGCGCACGCGCCGGAGCGCCGCCUCACUCUGGGCGGCAUCUACAAGUUCAUCACCGAGCGUUUCCCCUUCUACCGCGACAACCCCAAGAAGUGGCAGAACAGCAUCCGCCACAACCUGACGCUCAACGACUGCUUCCUCAAGAUCCCGCGCGAGGCCGGCCGCCCGGGCAAGGGCAACUACUGGGCGCUCGACCCCAACGCCGAGGACAUGUUCGAGAGCGGCAGCUUCCUGCGCCGCCGCAAGCGCUUCAAGCGCUCUGACCUGUCCACGUACCCGGCUUACAUGCACGACGCGGCCGCCGCCGCCGCCGCCGCCGCCGCCGCCGCCGCCGCCGCCAUCUUCCCGGGCGGCGUGCCCGCCGCGCGCCCUCCUUACCCCGGCGCGGUCUAUGCCGGCUACGCCGCACCGUCGCUCGCCGCGCCGCCCCCGGUCUACUACCCGGCCGCCUCGCCAGGCCCGUGCCGCGUCUUCGGCCUGGUGCCUGAGCGGCCGCUCAGCCCGGAACUGGGCCCCGCGCCCUCGGGGCCCGCCGGUUCCUGCUCCUUUGCCCCGGCCGGCGGCUCUGCGGCUAGCACCGCUUACCAGCCGGCCGGCUGCGCCGGUGCCCGACCCGCCAACACUUCCGCCUAUGCGGCCGCCUACGCUGGCCCCGACGGCACGUACUCGCAAGGGGCCGGCGGGGCCCUCUUCGCAGCGGCCGGCCGCUUGGCCGGGCCCGCUUCGCCCCGCGCGGGUGGCGGCGGCGGCGGCGUCGAGACUGCGGUGGACUUCUAUGGGCGCACAUCGCCCGGCCAGUUCGGAGCGCUGGGGCCCUGCUACAAUCCUGGUGGGCAGCUCGGAGCGGGCAGUGGAGGCGCCUACCACGCUCGCCACGCGGCUGCCUAUCCGGGCGCGGUGGAUCGGUUCGUGUCCGCCAUGUGAGCGGAGCAAACAGGCGAAAAGUCAUAGAUACCUCGACUGUCCUUACGAACUAAGUAUCCACGAAACCUGAGGACAGGACUGGACAGACGGCCGGAUUGAGAGCCACGUGGCAGGGACCGAGCCGGCGUGACAGGCGCAGACUCGGGCCACCGCGUACCCCGGGCGCCUGCCGGGCGGCUUUGAAAACGGGAGGUGGGGAGAAGCGUCCGAGGCCCACGGACUGGGACAACAGACCCUCAUAGAGGCGCAACUCUAAAGGUCUUGCCUUUGACAUUCUACCGGGGAGGGCCCUCGGCUCUAAA